AAUUACUGAUAAACAACAAUCACAAAGAACUCAAGUUGGGAAUGGGUCAAUAAAAACGUUAUCUCAGAAAAUUGUGGGAGGCUAUUUUUCAAAUGAAGUUUACGUAUACGUCCGUGGACGUGGACGUGGUCGGUACGUGUGUGGUCGUUGUGGGAUACGUUGUAAGAAACCAUCGAUGUUGAAAAAGCAUAUUAAGUCGCAUUCGGAUAUACGGCCAUACGGGUGUAAACAGUGUAAUUUCAAUUUUAAAACAAAAGGUAAUCUUACCAAACAUCUGCAAUCGAAAACACAUCGUCGUAGGAUGGCUGAAAAAGAGAAGCAAAAAACAGCUGAGCAAGAUUCGGAUAGCGAUCAUGAUCGGUUGGAAAUUGCGAGCCUUAGUGGGACCGCUUCAACCUUUAGUAACGAUCCACUUUCAGACGAUGAAUGUUCAUCAGACGAAGAUUUACGACCAUUCUGCAGUGACAAAAACAAAAAUAUGUAUCGAAAAUUUGGUCAAGAAAUCACAUUAAUGGAGCGAACAGCCCAUACACCACCAAUGUUGUGGAUUGUUGGUGAAACGGUUUUUGAUUGGUCGAUUCCGAAUUGCUUACGUUCAUGUCAUAGCGCACCACCUAGUGCACGGUAUCCAUCGGAAGGACGAAAGCAACAAAAACUAUUGGAAACGAAUUUUCUGUUAAAAAAGGCUGCCUCGGAAGACGUCCGUAACUUUGAUGUUAAAGAACCAACAACUUGUGCUGUAUCAGUGGUUCAAACUUUGGUACCUACAACCAGUGACUGUUCACAAUUGCAGUCACUGUCAUCCUUCAUGACAGAGCAACAGCCUUCAGUGGGAGCAUUUUUUGCUAAGGAGACAAUGAUAUGCGAUAUUUGCAAACGUGUAUUUCGAAGUUCGACUGAGAUGACAUUGCAUCGCAAAAUCCAUUUGAUUGGACCAUCAAAUUCACGUAUACGGUCUUAUCAGUGUAGCGAAUGCAAAUAUUCGGCUCGAGCACGUAACGCUUUGCAGCGACACAUGGAAGAAAGACAUGGAAUUGUUGAAAGUUUGCAAGCAGAACAACUGAAUGAUUCGGAUAACGGUAUAUAUUUAUAA
Cercopithifilaria johnstoni is the source of this 1093-nucleotide messenger RNA. NCBI's taxonomy places the organism in Eukaryota, Metazoa, Nematoda, Chromadorea, Rhabditida, Onchocercidae. The record is from the annotation of a GenBank genome assembly.